AUGGACGAGGAGGUCGAGGCCUCUCCCGCAGCGAGGCGGACACCUUGGCCCAUUGGGCUCCACUCUGUCGAAGAGCAGAGGAAGAAAGAGGAAAAAGAGCGUGAGCAGAAGACGCGGCAGCAGCCGCAGGAGGAACAGCAGCUGCAGCUGAAAGAAGGGGAGGAAAGGCAUCCAACGGCCGGUCCCCAACUCGAGGGGCUGCUGGAGCAGGACUGCCAACAGGAGCCGCAUGAGCUCCAGGAGCAGCAGCAGCAGGGGGGCCAGCAGCUGGCGGAACUGCUCGACCAGCCCCAACCAGAGCCAGUAGCGCCGCAAGAGCCUGGAAACCAGGAGGAGGAACAUUUGGUUUUGUGUUCCAACUGCUCGAUCGCCGGCUCGCAGGACCUGAAGGAGACUUCUCGCAUCAAGUCGAGCUUCAUCCACUCCACGAGAAGCGGCUGGCAGCAGCUCCCCAUCCUCAAGGACAAACUCCUGGAGUCACAGGAGAAGCUCCACAAGGCCUACAAAGAUCUUUUGGUGCUUGAGGAGGAGAAGAAGGAAAGGGAGGCUGCUCUGGCUGAGGUUUGA
Molecule: messenger RNA, 567 nt
Organism: Sorghum bicolor (sorghum)
Lineage: Eukaryota; Viridiplantae; Streptophyta; Magnoliopsida; Poales; Poaceae
Product: trichohyalin-like
Exons: 2
Coding region: 1-567 (188 amino acids)
Source: RefSeq, a predicted model, not a curated record